GCUACCAGACGUACCAGCGGAUGUGGAACUUCAUGCACUCCAAGCAGCCGUCGGUGUUCGUGAAGAGCACGGAGGAGGGCAUCGCCCGCGUGCUCAACUCGCGCUACGCCUUCCUGCUGGAGUCCACCAUGAACGAGUUCCACCGCGGGCACAACUGCAACCUGACCCAGAUCGGGGGGCUGCUGGACACCAAGGGAUACGGGAUCGGGAUGCCUCUGGGUAUGGGGUUAUGGGGGAUCCCUAUAUGGGGUGGUUAUGGGGUUAUGGGGCUGCUGGACACCAAGGGAUACGGGAUCGGGAUGCCUCUGGGUAUGGGGUUAUGGGGGAUCCCUAUAUGGGGUUAUGGGGUGGUUAUGAGGUUAUGGGGCUGCUGGACACCAAGGGAUACGGGAUCGGGAUGCCUCUGGGUAUGGGGUUAUGGGGGAUCCCUAUAUGGGGUUAUGGGGUGGUUAUGAGGUUAUGGGGCUGCUGGACACCAAGGGAUACAGGAUCGGGAUGCCUCUGGGUAUGGAGUUAUGGGGCUGUGGGGUGGUUAUGGGGUUAUGGGGUUGCUGGACACCAAGGGAUACGGGAUCAGGAUGCCUCUGGGUAUGGGGUUAUGGGGGAUCCCUAUAUGGGGUGGUUAUGAGGUUAUG
Molecule: messenger RNA, 635 nt
Organism: Meleagris gallopavo (turkey)
Lineage: Eukaryota; Metazoa; Chordata; Aves; Galliformes; Phasianidae
Source: RefSeq, a predicted model, not a curated record